Molecule: messenger RNA, 2234 nt
Organism: Salvia splendens (bonfire salvia)
Lineage: Eukaryota; Viridiplantae; Streptophyta; Magnoliopsida; Lamiales; Lamiaceae
Product: general transcription factor 3C polypeptide 5
Exons: 16
Coding region: 154-1941 (595 amino acids)
Biological process (GO): transcription initiation at RNA polymerase III promoter
Cellular component (GO): transcription factor TFIIIC complex
Molecular function (GO): RNA polymerase III type 2 promoter sequence-specific DNA binding; RNA polymerase III type 1 promoter sequence-specific DNA binding
Source: RefSeq, a predicted model, not a curated record
ACUCAUACGUCAUAAUCAAUCUAAAGAGUAGAUAGAGAUUGUCUACGCUUUAGCCAAUUCCACUCCACAUGCAAAAUUGCUGACAGUCUAUGAAGUGAGAAAAAUGCUUCCCAGCUCUGAAACUAAACCAUAUUAACACAAAUUUCAAAAGAAAUGGGGGUUAUAGAAGAUGGUUCGAUUUCGGGUGUCCUACUCAGUGGCAGAGAGGCAUUUGUAGUUCAUUACCCUGGUUAUCCUUCUUCUGUUGAUCGUGCAAUCGAAACUCUGGGAGGAAUGCAACAGAUUCUCAAGGCUCGUGCUGAGAAGCCAAACAAGUUAGAGCUGUAUUUUCGUCCUGAAGAUCCAUAUUCACAUCCAGCUUCUGGGGAACUUCGGCCCUGCACCAAAUACCUGUUGAAAUUUUCAAAAAAGAAACUUAAGGAUACGGAAAAUGUUAUGAACCAUUUUGGACAUACCUCAGCAGAUCCUCUUCAUCAGAAUGAAGAUAUUUUAAUUUCCCAAACAACUGACACUACAGAAAAUAUCGCCCAGCUCAACUGUGAAUCUUUGUUGGAUUCAUCAGAAGCCAAAUCACAAAUAAACAAUGGACCUCAAGAGCAGCUUUGUGCUGAUGUUGUCGCAAGGGUAUCUGAGGAAUACCACUUCAAUGGAAUGGUAGAUUAUCAGCAUGUUCUUGCUGUUCAUGCCAAUGCAACCCGAAAAAAGAAAAGAAACUUCGUUGAUAUGGAACCUGAAUCAGGCGAUCCAGUGGAUGUUGAUCAGGAUGAUUUAAUGAUUUUAGUCCCACCACUCUUUUCAUUGAAGAGUCAGCCACAAAAAAUGAUAUUAAAACCGUCUGGUGAUCUGAGUUUGGCAAAGAAACUAGACACAGUUGUCCGCAAGCAUUCAGAGUUGGAGAUAGACCAAUGUUUUGCCAUUGACUUCAACAUCAAAGUGAUUCCAAAGAAAGUAGACUGGGAAAAAUCCAUAGCCAGGGAUUCAGAUCUAUGGCAAUGGCAGACAAUUGUGUGUGAAUUGUUUGAAGAACGUCCAGUAUGGGUAAAACAUUCGAUAGCUGAACAUUUACUUGACCGAGGUGUGAAUGUCAAUGAGAAAGUUCUCAAAAGACUUCUUUUUCUGACGGCAUAUUAUUUCUCAAAUGGGCCAUUCAUGCGGUUCUGGAUAAGAAAAGGAUACGAUCCCCGCAAGGAUCCUGAAUCUCGCAUAUUCCAGAGGACAGACUUUCGAGUACCGCCUCCAAUAAGAAACUAUUGUGAUACCAACCUGAUGUCUGGAUUGAAGUGCAGGUGGAAGGAUAUUUGUGAUUUUCGAGUUUUCCCUCGAAAAGCACAAAUUUUGUUGCAAUUCUUUGAACUCGAUGAUGACUAUAUUCAACAAGAAAUCAGAAAACCUGUCAGUCAUGAAAUCUGCACUCUGCAAACAGGAUGGUUCACGUCACAGAUUCUUGACGUCUUGCGGUUGCGUGUUGCUCUGAGGUUUCUGUCAGUAUUUCCUGAGACUGGUGCACAAUCCUUGUUGAGAUCUGUUACUAAUCGUUUUGAGAGAUUGAAGUUACUGCACCUUACUAUGAAGGAUAAGAAGGCGAAAGAAGCUGAUAAAGAAGUUUUAGAAACUAAAGAUAAGGAAACUAAUGAUGAAGUCGAAGUUGAAGUUGAAGUCGAAGAUGAAGAUGAUGAGGAAGACGAAAUGGAAGAUGAAAAUCUUGGUGAGGAUGUGGAUAUAGAUGAGGUGCUCGAUAUGGCUGAUCCAGAUAGGGACUUGUUCCUUCCAGAUACAUAUAUAGAAAAUGAUAAUAUCUCAAAGGACUAUCUACAAGAUCUUUUUGGUAGUUUUCCCUUUGGUUCUGCCGGGGGCAACGAAAUGCAGGACGACCCCUAUGACGAAGAAUACCAAAUUUAUGAUCAGGAUAGUGAUGGCAACUUAUCCAAUGAUGAGGAUUAGUCUAAUAUUGAACGAGAUGGGGCUUUUUAUGGUCUUGAGUUCUAUCUGCUUCAGGGCUUUUUCUCAUCUCGGGACGAUGGCAGGCUAUGGCUCAUGGAGACACAGUGAAACUGCACAAUUCUUUAGGUUAGGCUGAAGUUGAUGUUUUUUUUUGGUAGGAAAUGCAGUUUUAGAUCAGGUAGGAAAAUUUUUAUUUAUCUUCAAAUGUAAAUGAGGUUGUCAAUGCUAGUAAAUGUGGAGUUGGAUAAUAGUUGAACUGUUGAAGUAUAAUAAAGUUAUACUGGAGUAUAAAA